Paramormyrops kingsleyae is the source of this 4846-nucleotide messenger RNA. NCBI's taxonomy places the organism in Eukaryota, Metazoa, Chordata, Actinopteri, Osteoglossiformes, Mormyridae. The record is from RefSeq and is a predicted model, not a curated record.
AAUGAGCGUAAAGGGGCGGGGUCACGACUUCCAGGGCUCUGUGGGUCGGGUGCCCGACUAGGGUGUCGGCUUUCGCUUACAGCGGUGCUUUCACGGUUUGAGGCCCUUGGGCUUUGAUGAGGAGCUGCUGCUGCCCUGAGACCCCAGCAGAAGCCUCUGGCUGUGCAAGGAGGGAUGCCCGCAUUCCUGCGUAUUACCUGACCAGCAGCUCCUGCCCGGGCUCCGCCGUCCUCCUGUCCUCCACUGCCGAUUGGGGGGAGGCCUGUGUCGCCGCCGUGGAAGGGGCAGUCCGUCUCUUUGGGGAAGCAUGGAGUGUGCCGUGUCCCCAGCACGCUGCUGCCCAGCUCCCGCUCACUUCUUUUUAGAGAGACUGGGCCUGUGAGUUUUGUCUGGAAGCUGAAGGCUGGAUCAGUAAGGAGAGGCUUGACCCGGAUACGUGCCUGAGCCUUCAGUGGUGCUUUGCUGUUUGACUGAAAUCGCGCAGCGCACCGAGUGUCCAUCUCCUCCAGGAUUACAGUCCAUCUCACCCCCUGUUCCCUCUCUGGGGUCCGACCCCCCCCCCCACCUUGCUGUUCUUCAUGGCUUAUGUUAAUCUGCCUGUGUUCAGCCUCAGGUCUCAGGUCCAGGGUGUAAUCUGACGUCUUUUAAGCUGCUGUACUUAUUCCAGGCUUAGACCUUCUAACCAUCCAAGCAACCAGUAAAUGAUGAUCUUGUUGUGACUUUUACAUGAUUCAUCAGAGUGCUUUUGGUAGUUUAUCAUUUUCUAAUACACAGCUGUGCUGCUCCAUGGCCAAGAAGGUGGUUUAAGGGCACCAGUGUAAGUGUCCUUGUGGGACUGGACCCCAUGACCUCAUGGUUCUGACUUCGGUUCCUUAAUGGUUCUGAGUGAUGGCCGUGUGGCUUCUCCAGUUCCUCUCUGCGUGGGCCUUUCCUGGGGCAUUAGGCAGCUCUGUGUAGGAGAGGCUGAGCUGUCUGCUUGACGGGAUGGUGCGGAAGGCACCCCCAGCUGUGCCCCUAUCGAGCCCCAGAGGGUGACGUUCUCAGGGAGCCUCUGCUAGUGUGCCUGUUCCCUUCUGUGUACUUCGUUUAGUUACUCAGAAGGUGUUCAGGAGCUUCUGUCUGGUUUGCAUGAGUGCACAGUUGCACCUUCCUGCUCUCUGGUUAUUUUUAUUCAUUACGAUUAAGGAUGGACCUGAGGUUGGUUAAAUAUUUCGAUGUCCAGGCAGAGUGCAUGUGGCCCGGAGGGUGAAGCUCUUCCCUGAAGCUUUCCUCCACUCUGUCUGCCACUUGCUGGCCUUGUUCCUUGUUCCUGCCCUUGAGCUCGUUUUCACCCCCUCCGACCCUUCACCCGAAAGAAAGCGUGUGAUGCCCGCGGUCAGCAAGGGUGGGGGUGCCGCUGGCCCCUCUUCAUCGCCCCCAUCCUCCUCCCCGGGCCGCCCUCUCCGGCCCAGCCGCUAUGUGCCCGUCGCCGCCGCCACCGCCUUCCUGGUGGGCUCCACCACGCUCUUCUUCUGCUUCACGUGCCCUUGGCUGGCAGAGUACAUCUCCAUGGCUGUGCCAGUCUACAAUGGGGUCAUCUUCCUCUUCGUCCUGGCAAACUUCUGCAUGGCCACCUUCAUGGACCCGGGCAUCUUUCCCAGAGCUGAGGAAGACGAGGACAAAGAGGACGACUUUCGUGCUCCGCUGUACAAGACGGUGGAGAUCCGGGGGAUCCAGGUGCGCAUGAAGUGGUGCUCCACCUGCCGCUUCUACCGGCCGCCACGCUGCUCCCACUGCUCUGUGUGCGACAACUGCGUGGAGGACUUCGACCACCACUGCCCCUGGGUUAACAACUGCAUAGGCAGGCGCAACUACCGCUACUUCUUCCUGUUCCUGCUGUCGCUGACGGCCCACAUCAUGGGCGUCUUCGGUUUCGGACUGCUCUUCAUCCUGCACCACACGCAGCAGUUGGACCGCCUGCAUGCUGCUGUCACUAUGGCCGUUAUGUGUGUGGCUGGUCUCUUCUUCAUCCCAGUAGCAGGUCUCACUGGUUUCCAUAUUGUGCUGGUAGCCCGAGGGAGAACCACCAAUGAGCAGGUGACAGGGAAAUUUCGAGGUGGCGUGAACCCUUUCACGGACGGCUGCUGGAGAAACGUCUCCCACGUGUUGUGCAGCUCACAGGCGCCCAGGUACAUGGGCCGGAGGAGGAGGCUUCAGACUGUGGCUGUUCAGCCUCCCUUCCUCAGACCCCCACUGUCAGAGGCCCAGUUGGUAGCCAAGGUCUUAGACAACGGCAUCCAGGGAGACCUGCACCGGGUAGGCUGUUCUGUACUGUUUCGAGCUUCUGUGUUCCCGGACCUCAUGCUGAGCUGUACCUGCCCUGUCCAUAGUGAGCCUCGGCGCUCCCGGACCUUGUGCCGAGCCGUGCCAGCUCUUUCCAUAGCAGCCCCAUCCUUAGCGAGCCUCGACAUCCCCGGACCCCGUCUUGAGAAUACUCUCUGCUGCAUCUGCCUGAUUCCAGAGAGCUCUCUGCUGAACAAGACCCCGCCCACGCCCACCAUGUACAAGUACCGGGCGGCAUACAACAGCCCCAGCAAGAGCCACACCCCCCUCAGCCAAUCCUACUCCAGCAAGAUGAGUCGGGGCGACAGCCUGAAGGAGUCGUCGUCCCUCCUGGAGUCCAGCCAGCAGGCCGCCUACCGCUCUGAGCCCAGCUUGGAUGGCUGCCAUGGGCAACCAGGUCCCAGGGAGCCCAAUGCUGAGGCCCCGGGGCCCACCGCUUCUGGGGGUGCUAUCCUUGGCUACUCCCUGGGUGGCCGCUCCUUCCCGUCCUUUUCGGACCCCACGGUGCUGUCGGUGGCGGGAUCGCGCUCCUCCAGUGUGCGCUCUGCUCACGCCGGCCACGGCGUCCUCGGCCCGCCACCACCAGAGGGCGCCUGUUCUACCAGCUACCAGAGCUUGGCCAACCAGACUCCACGCAGUGGCAGCCUUUCCUAUGACAGCCUGCUGACGCCAUCGGGGAGCCCCGACUUUGAAGCGGCAGGCCCCGCGCUGUCCCCGGGCCGGCCCCGUGUCCCCCCGCACGCCCGCCCCCUCCCGCACGCCCACCACCCUCCUGUACUGGGCUACAGCUCACCCUUCUUGUCCGCGCAGCUGGCCCAGCAGCGCGACCCCGGGCUGCACCAGGCCUCGGUCGCCCUGCUGUCCUCCCCCCGCAAGGCCUACUUGCACGGUGUGAGCCCACCCCCCACCCCGGUGGACAGGGACCCCCAGCGGCACCCCCAGCACCACGCUCGGCCCCUGCGCUUCUCACGGGCGCCUGUGCUGGCAGACUCGCACCCAGUAGCCUGGGCGCGCUCUCUGGGCUCGCCGGAUUCCCCUCAGGGGACCGUGUCUCCAGGCCCCCUUCCGCACCGGCCCCCGCUGGGCAAGUCUCUGUCGUACUCGAGCGCGGCGGCAGCGGAGAUGCAGAGCCGGCUGGUGAGGAAGGCCUCGGCGGGGGCAGCCAUCCAGGCCCCAAAGGAUGAGAUUCAGAUGAAGUCCUACAGCCGCUCAAACGGGCAGCCAAAAACGGGCCCUCCGCCCUCACCGCAUCAUUCGGCAUCCUCCCCAUCCUCUCCCUCGCACAUGGGGACCCCGGCCCCUCUUACCACUCGGCCAGGCCCAGCCAAUCACAGCACAUCCUCUCUGCACAGCCCCACCCACAAGCAGGGAGUUGGCGUGAAGAAAGUCACAGGCGUCGGUGGGACCACCUAUGAGAUCUCGGUUUGACGGGGGGCCGAUUUAGCGAGGGAUGGCGGUCUGCUGUGGGCCAGUACGCCACUCAACUGGGUGCGGGCAGGCGCAUGGACGUGUUCUGCAGCCGUGACUGAAGCCUGGGGUGCCGUGUCACUCGUCACAGUGUGGCCCCUGCUGGCUCGCUCUUGCUGUGACAGCAGGAACCGUAUCGAAACACCCAGGAAUGGAAGGUGAAGCCCACAGAGUGAUGCACAUUGUUUCUACCCAUUUGGAUUUUGACCGCUAGCCGCCGCAGCCCGGCCCGACCAGGCGCUCGCUCCCUCCUGUCCGCGGGGCCGCGUUUGCCGACUGACAGGCGGCUCCCGCUUGCCCAUGCAGCUGUCGGGCGCCGGCGUUCGUUUUUAUUUGAAUUAUUUAUUUUUACAUUUUUAUCAAUUUAUAUCGUGGGUUUAAUAAAAGCGAGAGGCUGAAGGGUGGCUAUCUGGACGGGACAGUCUUCGUGCAGCCAGCUGGACCUCCUGCCUGUCUCGGCUCUCGCCGAAAGCGAAGACCGAGGCCCUGCAUGGCCUGCCACCUUCACGGGCCCUGGCAGAGCAUGGAUGGCUGAUUCUCCCUUCAAAAUGCUAGCGUGCAGUUGCUUCUUGAGGGUUUUCUGAUAUAGUCACUGAGGAAUGACACCUUGUUUUGAAUUGCUGUAUAUUUCUGGAUGUUUAUAAUGUCAGUUUAUCAGUUAAGUCAUUAGGUCACCUUCCACACAAAGGCUGGCCAAUUAUGUGACUGUGGCAUUGUAUAUGAGAACCAAUCCAAUCAUUGUUGGACUGGGACCCAGAAGGAAGAUUUACAUCUUUCAAAAUGAUGAUCUGGUUUAUAUUGGAAUGUUAUGAAAUUUAAUGUCUCAUCAAUCCAGUCAGAGGAAAGUGUUUAAACUUUUAAAAUUGCACUGUGUGACAUUGUGAUGUCAGAAGGCUAGAAUGUGACAGCAGUUGUGACCAGCCAAUGCCUAUGCAGAAAUAACAGGAAAGGCGGGGCUUGUGUGUAUUGUGCAUAUGUGAGUGUGAUUGGCUGUGUGUAUGUCUGUCAGUAUGGCUGACCAAUGAUAAUAAACUGUUUGUAAAACAUUUUGAAAGCC